AUGAAGUUCAUAGGAUCACUGUUUGGGAUCAGCUCGCCCAAGAAGAUGGGCAAAGAGUACAUGAAGGUGGGAAGAAAUGCACUUUUCGGGCUGAAGACGAGCCAGCAGGAUGGCCUAUGCACGGAUAAGGUACCUAGACCUUUGUCGUUUCUCAUUUCCAAGAACGGGAAACUCAAACACGGUAGAAUUUCAGCAAUUUUUAUAGGAAUAGUAACGCUUGUCAUCGGCAUUAUUCUGAGCAGUAUACCCUGGGUGGACUAUAUCAUACUGAAGCAACUGCGAUUAUGGAAUGGUUCCCUUUCUUUUCAAUAUUGGCAAAAGCCCGGAGUAGUUCGAUUGACCAAAGUAUACAUAUUCAAUGUGACAAAUACCGAGAACUUCUUGCAAUAUAAUGAAAAACCAAAACUGCAAGAAGUUGGUCCGUUCGUGUACAGGGAAGAUAUGGAAAAAGUUAAUAUUGUUUUCCAUAAUAACGGUACUGUAAGUUAUCAACAUAAAAAAAUAUUAAACUUCGUACCGGAGUUAUCAAAGGACCAGGACCUCAAAGUAAUAGUACCAAACAUACCAUUGCUAACUGUAUCGACUCAAAGUAAAAGCCUACCUCGAUUACUUACUGUAGGAUUAUCCGUGUUUUUGGGCGGAAUGAGUAUGAAACCGUUUGUACCUGUAACUGCUCAAGAACUCGUUUUCGGAUACGACGACCCUUUAAUUAGCAUUGCGCACAAAUUUUUCCCGAAAACAAGACGUCCCAUGAGUCAAAUGGGACUUCUACUUGGGAGAAACGGUACACUAGAUGAGGUGUCUACUAUUUACACGGGGCAUACAGAUAUGAAGGACUUUGGAUUACUAAAUCGUUUAAAUGGACUAAAUCAUCUGCCAUAUUGGUCUGACGCGCCUUGUAACUCUAUUCGAGCGUCAGAGGGAUCGUUUUUUCCACCUCGUGACAAAACUGGCGCCGAUGUCAUUCACGUUUGGGAUAAAGACCUUUGUCGCACUUUGCCUUUAAAAUAUCGUGGUCCAACUGAAAAAUCGGGAAUUAAGGCAGAUUUAUACAUUCCUCCUGAUGGGGUGUUUGAUCGUCCUAAUGGCACUACUUCGGAAAAUAUAUGCUUUUGUUCGAAUGAUAUGUCAACGUGUCCUAUGGAUGGAUUACAAAAUAUUAGUCCUUGCCAGUAUAGUGCGCCAGUCUAUCUUUCUUUUCCUCAUUUCUACAAAGCAGAUCCUAGUUUAUUAAACGCAGUUCAUGGUUUAAAUCCAGAUCGAGAUAGACAUGAAACUUAUUUUAAAAUUCAACCAAAACUCGGUGUGCCACUAGAAGGGAAAGUCCGUGUACAGUUAAACUUAAAGGUCGAACACCAGCCGCAAAUCGGUGUCGUAUCGAGCUUUACCGACAUCGUAUUCCCUAUCAUGUGGCUUGAAGAGGGUAUCGAAGAAUUGACGCCCUCUAUCCGCAGAUGGGUCUACUUAGCAACGACAUUCAGUGAUGUUGCUGCGCCUUGUACCUCGUAUGGAUUAAUUCUAGUCGGUAUAGUAAUCUUAUUCGUCGUUUUCAUGAAGGCUUAUAACAAUGUAGUGUUUACGCAUGAAGCAAUUGAGUUAGGAAAACGAACCAUCAGAAGAGGUUCGACGUUAUUAGUAAAUGGACAACACAAAUUAUUGAUGACACGAGAAUCAUAUAUUCUGCUCAAUAACGAUAAUGACAAUAAACCAGAGAGGAUAGAGGUCAAGCUAGUAGUAUGAAUUGUUUCUCAGAUAGUACGCGAAAUAAGCGUGCUUAAGCCCGUACAUUGCGCAACGCGACACAAAACUCGCCUCGCAGUAUAGCGUUUCUUUAUCGUACGGUACACCAAAGUUUUCCUUCCAAUUACCUGAAGAAGACGUCGAUACAUAUCGAUUACAAUA
Habropoda laboriosa is the source of this 1902-nucleotide messenger RNA. RefSeq names its product scavenger receptor class B member 1 (gene dsb). Gene Ontology annotation, cellular component: membrane; cytoplasm. NCBI's taxonomy places the organism in Eukaryota, Metazoa, Arthropoda, Insecta, Hymenoptera, Apidae. Gene Ontology annotation, molecular function: scavenger receptor activity. The record is from RefSeq and is a predicted model, not a curated record. The transcript is spliced from 9 exons. The coding region runs from base 1 to 1740 and encodes 579 amino acids.